This is a messenger RNA of Musa acuminata AAA Group (dessert banana), 1268 nucleotides long. Its product is annotated as protein SMALL AUXIN UP-REGULATED RNA 12-like. Bases 562 to 1026 code for a protein of 154 amino acids. The transcript is spliced from 3 exons. NCBI's taxonomy places the organism in Eukaryota, Viridiplantae, Streptophyta, Magnoliopsida, Zingiberales, Musaceae. The record is from RefSeq and is a predicted model, not a curated record. Gene Ontology annotation, biological process: response to auxin.
CUACAAGGUGUUCUUUGUCUGUCUUCGUCUCAAACCCACUCGUCUCCUCAUUCACAAUGGCAGCUUCUCCUCUCUGCAUGCAAUUAUCUUGCCAUCUCUAAUGCCUCUUAAGGAACUGGAAUGUUUGUAAGAAGAAUUCACAUGUUGCAUCACAAUCUGCUAUGACAGAAGAUCUGAAGAUGGUUUCUGAGAGAUGAAAUCUUGCUGUGUCUCAGAAUCUUUACAAGAUUCAUGUUAGUACAAUCCAUGAUCCUGUCUUCAGAUCCCUGCUGUAACGUGAGUCACUAGAUGUCUACUUAUUCCUGGAUCCAGAAGAGUAGUCUGUAGUGAAUCUUCUGUCAUCAGCAGUAGAAACCAAACCUUGUUGUUGAUUAGAAUCUUCCCCUCUGUAUCAUCUUCUUAUGGUAGGUCGUAUGAUCUUGUAAUUUGUUCUAGAAAUACCUUAUGAUCUCUAUGUUGCUCUUUCUGUCUCGGGUCAGAGCUAUGAAUGCUUAAGGCCACUGAAAUCCAUCAUCACUUGGCGUUCUGAGUCCGACCAUCACUGGUUUGGGACUUGCAGCCAUGGGUGAGGAAGCUGGGAAGGUGACUAGUAUCUGGCAGAUUGUGAGACUGCGAGAGAUCCUUCAGAAAUGGCAGUCCAUCGCCCUCGGGCCAAAAGAGGACCGGCACAGGGCGUCCGGGAUCCCCCCGACCGUCAGCAGCCGCCUAAAGGACGUGUGCGUCCAGUGUGACUCCGACGAGGAGUGCUGCCAGAGCCCGGAGGCGCCGCCGGAUGUCCCCAAGGGGUGCUGCCCAGUGUACGUAGGACCAGAGCAGAGGAGGUUUGUGAUUCCGACGAGUUACUUCAGCCUGCCGGUGUUCAGGCUGCUACUGGAGAAGGCUGAGAAGGAGUUCGGCUUCGAUCACAAGGGCGGACUCACCAUCCCUUGCGAGAUCGAGACGUUCAAGUACAUCCUCCAGUGCAUGGACCGGCACGGCAAGGGCCUCAUCGAUGACGAAGGAAAUCCAACAGGGCUCGAGGACUGAGAGCGCUUGGGAUUGUUCUUAGUCAGCUACAGCAUUCAUAGGGAUUGAUAGAACUUCCACUUGGUGGUAUGUGCUAAGCUUAAGGAGAGCUCUGAAACAUGUUUCCCCCUUCCUUGGAUUUCAGGGGAGUUGCUGGGAUUAAGCUGUGUAAUCCCCCCCCCAACAUAGUUUUCGGAAAAUGGUACUGUGAAUCAUGUGAUGAUUGAUUGGAAAUGCAAAUGCUUGAAAAGCUGCUUUUGUGA